AUGCUAUAAAACCGACCACACCACUUCAGCGGAAAGACUCUGAAGCUUCCGUCUACACAACAGCGAGUUUUGGCUAUAUUUCAUCGUUUUUUGGGUCAUACUUCAUUGGAAAGGACUAGAAGAAGUCCACUUGUUCUCUGUUCGUGUUUUUGUAUUCGUUUUCAACGGCAUUAUGCAGGCCAUCAAGUGUGUUGUAGUCGGAGAUGGGGCUGUGGGUAAAACAUGUCUACUGAUCAGCUAUACUACAAAUGCCUUCCCUGGCGAAUAUAUCCCAACUGUAUUUGACAACUAUUCCGCAAAUGUAAUGGUAGAUGGAAAGCCCAUUAAUCUUGGACUAUGGGAUACAGCGGGUCAAGAAGAUUACGAUAGACUAAGGCCUUUAUCAUAUCCUCAGACUGAUGUAUUUCUCAUCUGCUUCUCUCUCAUAAGCCCUGCUUCAUUCGAAAACGUUAGAGCAAAGUGGUAUCCAGAAGUCAGUCAUCACUGCCCAAACACACCAAUUGUUUUAGUUGGAACUAAACUUGACCUUCGAGACGACAAGGAAACUAUAGACAAACUAAAAGAGAAGAAACUGGAUCCUAUUACCUACGCCAAAGGAUUGCAACAAGGAAAGGAAAUCGGUGCUGUGAAGUAUCUCGAAUGCUCAGCAUUGACUCAGAAAGGACUAAAAACAGUGUUUGAUGAAGCAAUUAGAGCAGUUCUGUGUCCUUCAAAACCUGUCAAGAAAAAGAAAACUUGCCAGCUUCUAUGAUUUUGGUAUUUUCAUCGGCAAAAUGGUAUUCUUGAUUGCUUUGAUAGUACAAACCUACUGUAAUUUUCCUAUAUAAGCUGCGUCAUUCAUACAAGGUCUAAACUUUUCUAAAUUGUCUUUUCUUUGAUAUCAAAAUACAAGAAACAACCAAAAAUAGUAGGAGCACAGGAAAUACAAACUCACAAUCAAAACRACCGCUUGCUUUCAUACUUUUGGUGACUAAAUUAGUCAGCCUUCCUUGUACAUACAUGUAUAUGCUUCAUGUAUGAAUAAUUUUAAAAUUCCAAAUUUAUUUUCAAGUAUGGUAGUGAUUUCUGUUGGCAAUGAUGAGUAUUGUCCAGACKAUUGAUUAGUACAAGAUAUCUUUCAGUCAUAGAGAUACAUAGUUACAUGCUGAUGAGCAUUUCAUUCCCCACUAAUUAAUAUUUUGUCUAAAGGGCACAACAUUCAUCUUCCUAAGUUAGAUUAUCAGAGCGUUCUUUAAUUACUAGAAGUUAACAACUCAAACAGACAAUUUCGUCAAAUUUUAUUUUAAAACAAUUUGUCUAAACUUGUCCUAAAAGCAAAGGACAGAAAUCUUUUACUCUAAGUUUAAAUCUCCUUUACUGGAACCAGGGAAUGACACUCACACAUUGAUAAUUAUAAUACAUCGCAUGUGCUGUAAUCCAUUUGAAUGGAUAAUGAGAAUUUGGAAAAWUAUUUGAGUGGAUUAAACAGUGAAAGGAAAGAAAUGUUGUGUUCAUUGGAGACAAUAAUAUUUUAAGGGGAGGAAAGUUCUCAACAAGAGCAUUAUCUGCACAAAAGAAAAAAWUGAAACAUCAAUAAAUUUUUGUAAAAAAAAAUAAUAUGUGUAAAAAAUAUUGCUUUAGAUUCUAGUUGUCUCGCUGUAUCAUCUAUAUUUUCUAAGAAUAAACCAUUAGUGUUCUUCAAAUUAGCUUGGUUAUUUUUGCRCAUUGUAUCAAAACYUGUCAACUUAAUUYUUCUCUUUGAAACAGUUUUUACAAAUUCUCCAUUCAAAAAUGCUGCUUUUAAUAUUUUCAUUAUUAAACUGCAUGUAUACCCUCAUCAUAUUUUUGAACAAAUGGCCAACAGAAUUUGACUGAACACAAGUUGUUUUUGUAUAAUAUUUUGAAUAGUUAUAGGUUAUUUCUCAAGAGGAAAAGUCUCCUUUGCCAUUCCCCACACAUCCUUGUAAUGUAACAGUGCCUUUGCAUUGAAGCAAGACAAUCGGCGAGUAAGCAGUGAUAGAAAACAAUGAAUACAUUGUCUAUUGGUGUGAGCAGAUGUUUCUGCCAUUGCACGCUCACUGGUUGUUUGUCUUCAAUGCUAAUGGUGCACUUACAUUUCAAGAUGGCACAGAGAAAUUUGAAGUAGACUACAUGCAUCUAUAUUUUAGCCAARUCCCACCAUUAACCAGUCAAUAAUAUUCUGCUUGUUAAUCGCAUCACAUUGGUCAAAAAUUUAAAUUUCAUUGUAAUGUUUUAAUUAUCUUCUUGACAGAAAAUCCCAUUCGGAGAGGGGAGAAAUCUAAUUUGCUAAAAUCCCAGUUUUCAUUUUACACCAUGCAUGAGGACCAUCGAGUAGUGUUUUUAAAAUAAUGAAAGAACUAACGUAAAAUAGAAUGUAGCAUGAUCAUUUUUUUAAAUAAAAACCUCUGUUCUCUAAAAAAAUGUAAAUGACAUUUUUGCAUGUGAAAAUGGAAUUCACCAGAAAAAAAACCCGGCUUUAAUAUUAAUAAAAACUUUUCCUGGUAAAAGUUCUUAUUUUUCUUGGAUAUUUUAAAAUUCAUAAAAUCUCAUCACUCAAAAAAUAAAUAUGUCUGUAUACAAAUGCAAAAAGCACAUGUGUUUCCAUGAUAGCAUUUUUAUCUGAACUGGAAAUGGAUAAGAUAAGUCAUAWGUUAAGCAUAAAGGUGAAAAGAGAUUUUGUAAUGUGAGCCAAGAAAGACAUGUUGUCAUUUUGUGUUCAACUUGAAUCUCUUUCAAACAUACUUUUUGAAUUGUCACAAUUAUUUGUCAAAUACACCUAUUUUGUUGUGUGAUUAAAGUGAGCUCUUUUAUA
Messenger RNA from Exaiptasia diaphana, 2812 nucleotides. Its product is annotated as ras-related C3 botulinum toxin substrate 1. Bases 173 to 751 code for a protein of 192 amino acids. Gene Ontology annotation, cellular component: cytoplasmic vesicle; cell projection; cell cortex. The transcript is spliced from 6 exons. Gene Ontology annotation, molecular function: protein kinase binding; GTP binding; GTPase activity. Gene Ontology annotation, biological process: regulation of cell shape; regulation of actin cytoskeleton organization; small GTPase-mediated signal transduction. NCBI's taxonomy places the organism in Eukaryota, Metazoa, Cnidaria, Anthozoa, Actiniaria, Aiptasiidae. The record is from RefSeq and is a predicted model, not a curated record.